GGCUUAGCCAGGUGCUGGUGGCUCCGUGGCGCUUCCUGCCACGCCGGGCCUGGGCCGCGCCAGCGCCGCCCCGCCGAGGACCCCGCGUUGGCCGCCGCCGGGCCGAGGUGAGCGUGCGGGCCACAAGAGGAUGUGCGCGGAGCCCGGGAGGGUGUGCCGGGCCGGGAUGAGCGCGCGGGCCGCCAGAGGAUGUGCUGGGAGUCGCGGAUGAAUGUGCGGGUCCCGGGUUAUCGUUUGGGCCUCGGGAGGAUGUGCAGAGGACGGCCCAGGAGAGUGUGCAGGACUGGGGUGAGAGUUCCUGUUUUGAAUCCUGACUCGGUCUCUCACCUGGUGCAAGUGCGACCCAUCCCCUCACGCGGACUGAGCUGAGCAUUCAGAAAGCAUCUGGGUGACCCAACCGCCGGGGAUGGGUGAAGACGCCCAGUCGCAGGAGAUGGCGUCCACGAGCUCCCCGACGGCCAGAGAGCACGGCCCUGAGGUCAAACAGAACGGGGACUCCGAGGGGCGGGGAGGGAGCCCCCAGAAUCUACCCGUAGAGCAUCAUUUUGCGUGUAAAGAGUGUGGGGGUGCCUUUCGGCUUAAGGUCCUCCUCGUGCAGCACCAGCGAAUUCACAGUGAGGCAAAGGGCUGGGAGUGCGGCGAUUGCGGGCAGGUCUUUCGGGGGCUGUCCGAGUUCAACGAGCACCGGAAGAGCCAUGUGGCGGCAGAGCCCCGGCCGGGCCCCAGCCGGGCCCUUGACGAGGCCGUGGAGAAGACGGAGCAAACGGAGAGGGAGGCGAAGCCCUUCGAGUGUGAAGAGUGCGGGAAGAGGUUCAAGAAGAACGCAGGCCUCAGUCAGCAUCUGCGCGUCCACAGCCGGGAGAAGCCCUUCGCCUGCGAGGAAUGCGGGCGCUCCUUCAAAGUCAACACCCACCUCUUUCGCCAUCAGAAGCUGCACACUUCGGAGAAGCCCUUUGCCUGCAAGACGUGUAGCCGGGAUUUCCUGGAUCGCCAGGAAUUUCUCAAGCACCAGCGGAUGCACAGCGGCCACCUGCCCUUCGACUGCGACGACUGCGGCAAGUCCUUCCGAGGGGUCAACGGCCUGGCCGAGCACCAGCGCAUCCACAGCGGGGCCAAGCCCUACGGCUGCCCGCACUGCGGCAAGCUCUUCCGGAGGAGCUCAGAGCUCACCAAGCAUCGGCGCAUCCACACGGGCGAGAAGCCGUACGAGUGCAGCCAGUGCGGGAAGGCCUUCCGGCAGAGCUCCAGCCUCCUGGAGCACCAGCGCAUCCACACCGGGGAGCGGCCCUACGCGUGUGGCGACUGCGGCAAGGCCUUCCGGGGGCCCUCCGACCUGAUCAAACACCGGCGCAUCCACAGCGGACUGAAGCCCUACGCGUGCGACCGCUGCGGGAAGGCCUUCCGCCGGAGCUCCGGCCUGAGCCGCCACCGGAGGACCCACAGCGGAGCAAGACGCUGCGAGUGCAGCGAGUGCGGCCGCGUGUUCAAGAGGCGCUCGGCGCUGCAGAAGCAUCAACCGACCCACCGCGAGUAGGGAAGGCCCGCGGCCCCGUGGGGCCCCAGAGGGGGAGGGCAGAGUCAAAGGAGACGAACAGUUUUGUAGCGCUGAUAUAUUUUCUCUUCAGAAAGGUUGAGACCAAUUUAUACCGCCACCAGCAAUUUCUAAGUGUUUGUGUUUCCCGUCUUGCCUCU
Messenger RNA from Kogia breviceps (pygmy sperm whale), 1692 nucleotides. NCBI's taxonomy places the organism in Eukaryota, Metazoa, Chordata, Mammalia, Artiodactyla, Physeteridae. The record is from RefSeq and is a predicted model, not a curated record.